AUGCAAGCUCCUCUACCUGUUAUUGUGAAGCGGUUGGCUUCCACGCCGCCGGAAAUCGUCUGCGAGAUACUGAACGACUUGCGAAUAUGGGACGUCCUCCGUCUGAUUUGUUACAGUGACCCAAGAAUAAACAAUGCUGUUCUUCUCAAUCGCUGGUACGGCGAGAUUUUCGAACAGAACAUCGACCUCUUACUUGCCAUGCGUGAGGUUGUACAACUGUACUCGGACUUUGGGCGUGAAAUGCGCUGGAAACUUGCCCCUCUGGAUUCACCGCUGGCACUUUUAACGGGAACUCCUUCCGACAUAGGACGCCAUCUUUACAGGAGGAAUAUAGCCAUGUCCGAAAGACUAGUAUCCUCGAGUUCAGCGACCCGGGGGUAUCCUGCAUUGCCGAUACAGAAGGAUGGCGAGAACCAGUACUAUAUUAUCAUCAACGAAUACAUGAAAUUGAAAAUUGCGCUACAUCUACACGGGCUUUCCAAUCGACGGUUUAAAUUUCUGCCUCUCUAUUACGACAAGUCUAACCCUUUGCCACCUGAAUCGACUGAUUACACAUUGGAUGGAAUAAAACGGCGAUGGCACACUUUACGAAACUCACAGAGAAAUCUGGUGGAGCACAGAAUUAGACAAGUGACACGUGCUGCUGAUUUGUUUGAAUCCAAUCCUGAUAUUCUCAAACUGGCUUCAGAUCCUGGGCAGCACCAACGGAAAAAUAUAGCGCAUAUCAUCGGCGGAAUGAGGAGAAUAAUGCAACAAAUGUCAGACAAUAGCAUGAUUCGAGGAGACAGCAAUUCUGGAGGACGUUAUUUCUUUGUGUAUUUUCCCGUUGUUCCGUUUGAUGCAAGCCUCCGGCUUCUGCUGAAGAAACUCAAGGCUCGUCACGAGCGCACUCAGAGUAGAACAGAAGAGGAUGACUCAAUUAAAAUACUCCUGGCUGGCCUCAGCUCGAUAUAUACGGCCCCUGAAAAAUGGCAAUGGUCCGAGGAUACUGAACAGCCGUGGAAACGACGAAGAGACAUAGCCAUAACUCACCCAGAACGAAUUCCUAGAGUUAUGUACAAAAGCCAGCCUUACAACGCGCAACAUAAUCCAUACACGUCAGAUCUUGAUUUUGAGCAAUUGAAAUUUGUUUCAGGAUACACAAAGUUUUACCGGUUUCUUCCCAAUGCGCAAAGGGAGGAAUACACGGGAAAUCGAGAAGCAUCGUGGGACACACACGACGACAGAGAAGUGGAAUGGUUAGAGGCGUUUGUCAAAGUAUACAGAUCCGUUUAUGGAGACUAG
Messenger RNA from Talaromyces rugulosus, 1284 nucleotides. RefSeq lists its product as uncharacterized. The transcript has a single exon. NCBI's taxonomy places the organism in Eukaryota, Fungi, Ascomycota, Eurotiomycetes, Eurotiales, Trichocomaceae. The coding region runs from base 1 to 1284 and encodes 427 amino acids. The record is from RefSeq and is a predicted model, not a curated record.